AUGUCUCGCUCGCUGGUGGGUGUGGGGUCGCAAGGCUUCUGCCGGUGCUCCGGGCAUCUGCGUAAUCUUCCUCCUCAGGCCGGUGAUGGCUUAUCGCUGGGUGAUAAUCUUCGGCGAUUCUUUGGAGAGUCCUGUGUGUGCUUUGGAUCGGGCGUUGCCGGUGUCAGCCUUUGUUACCAGACAAAAACUGGAAUUGCUUUGCUAUAUGAUGAAAUAUCUGAAAAUGCCUAUGAAAUUCGAUUGAAGCUUUCAAAAGAGGUACUAACAAUUCAAAAACAAGAUGUCAUCUGUGUUAAUGGAAGUGAUCACAAUGCAAAUCACAGAACCGUUAAACUUCGUAGACAAGCAGUUGGUGGCUUGGGCUUAAGUAUAAAGGGUGGUGCUGAGCACAAAGUGCCUGUUGUUAUAUCAAAAAUAUUUAAAGACCAAGCAGCAGACCAAUCAGGAAUGUUAUUUAUUGGAGAUGCCGUAAUACAGGUUAAUGGCAUAAGUGUAGAAGGCGCUACCCAUGAAGAAGUGGUGCAUCUACUGCGAAAUGCUGGCGAUGAAGUUGCCAUCACCGUUCAGUAUCUCAGGGAAGCACCAUCUUUUCUAAAGCUCCCAUUGGGUUCCCCUGGGCCAUCAAGUGAUCACAGUAGUGGUGCUUCUUCCCCUCUCUUUGACAGUGGUUUACAUUUAAAUGGAAACUCAACGAAUACAGCACCAUCGUCACCUUCUUCACCCACAGCUAGUGAACCAAAAUAUGAGAAGCGUUGGAUGGAUAACUUAUCAGUUCCUCUAUCAAUGGCUCGAAUUUCGAGGUACAAACCUGGAACAAAUAAAUUAAGAUCUAAUGCAUUUGAAGUACUGGCACUCGAUGGAGUUAGCACUGGGAUACUUCAGUAUUGUUCAGCCCAGGAGAGUGCUGACUGGCUGCGAGCAUUAUCAACUAACAUCAGUGAUUUGACACUACAAAAUAUGAAGAUGGCAAACAAAUGCUGUUCUGCUUCAGACCAGGUGAUACAUAUGGGGUGGGUGAAUGAGAGGCUCCAGGGAGAAGACUCCCCACAGUUGUAUACAUUCAAGUUCCUGGCACUGAAGGGUUCAUCGUUCUAUAUUUUCAGCACACCACCGGUAAGCACAUUAGACUGGAUACGAGCUGAAAAAACCUAUAACCUCUGUGAGGUUCUAUUUAAGAUUCACAAGCUCUGGCUCAAUAAUGACUGUUGGCUACAAGCAAAUUUAUAUUUGGGUAUUCACCAAGACUAUGAGCUUGAAGAUCAGAGGCCGUAUUGUUUCAGUGUUGUGGUUGGACAUGGCAAAAGUCAUUACUUCAAUGUGGAAAUGGGAAGGGAGCUGGCAGUAUGGGAGAAAUCAUUUCAAAGAGCAAUUUUUUUGGAAGUUCAGAGAACAGGGUCUAAAACUUACAUGUGUACCUGGCAAGGAGAAAGUCUGUGUUUCACCUUAGAUUUUGCUGUGGGCUUCACGUGUUUUGACAAUAAAACAAAGAAGAUUCUCUGGAGAUUUAAAUUUUCUCAGCUCAAGGGGUCAUCUGAUGAUGGAAAAACUCGAGUUAAACUGCUUUUUCAGAAUAUUGAAACAAAACAAAUUGAGACAAAGGAACUAGAAUUUCAGGAUUUGACAGCAGUUUUAAACUGCAUUCAUUCAUUUAUAGCUGCUAAAGUUGCAUCGGUGGAUCCAUCAUUUAUAGACAGCCAAUUCAUUGCAAGGAAAUAUACUUACAGUAAUUAAGAGAACCAUGUAUUGUGAUUAUAACAGAUAAAUUAUUUUCUUAAAGAAAAAGUUAUUUCAUGUACACUAUUACAAUUCCAUGUAAU
Candoia aspera is the source of this 1817-nucleotide messenger RNA. It is a transcript of the gene SNTG2, whose product is annotated as syntrophin gamma 2. Bases 1 to 1731 code for a protein of 576 amino acids. NCBI's taxonomy places the organism in Eukaryota, Metazoa, Chordata, Lepidosauria, Squamata, Candoiidae. Gene Ontology annotation, molecular function: protein binding; structural molecule activity. The transcript has 17 exons. The record is from RefSeq and is a predicted model, not a curated record. Gene Ontology annotation, cellular component: intracellular anatomical structure; dystrophin-associated glycoprotein complex.